CUAGCGCUUUGUUGAAAGGAUCUUAUUGUCAAACGGUGAUGGCGAAAUUGAGACGUCUUCUUGUGAUUUGUGUGAUUUGCCUAAUAGGAGUAGAUGCUUCCUGCACAUACGGAUCACGCACAUAUAAAGAAGGCGAACGUGUACCAUCCAAAGACGUAUGCCUUAUUUGCACGUGCUCCAACGGCAAGAUAGUGUGUGACCGGAUGUACUGCCUGAUGUGCGUAGGCUACACACCACCAGGCCAGUGUUGCCCAAUCUGCGGAUCGAUAGCAGAGUAACAUGUAUUAAUGUGAAAAUAUAAUAAACAUGUUAUAUUUG
Molecule: messenger RNA, 318 nt
Organism: Dreissena polymorpha
Lineage: Eukaryota; Metazoa; Mollusca; Bivalvia; Myida; Dreissenidae
Product: BMP-binding endothelial regulator protein-like
Exons: 4
Coding region: 39-278 (79 amino acids)
Molecular function (GO): protein binding
Source: RefSeq, a predicted model, not a curated record